Molecule: messenger RNA, 3318 nt
Organism: Ictalurus punctatus (channel catfish)
Lineage: Eukaryota; Metazoa; Chordata; Actinopteri; Siluriformes; Ictaluridae
Product: ATP-binding cassette sub-family E member 1
Exons: 19
Coding region: 1212-3011 (599 amino acids)
Biological process (GO): translational termination; ribosomal subunit export from nucleus; translational initiation
Molecular function (GO): iron ion binding; ATP binding; ATP hydrolysis activity
Source: RefSeq, a predicted model, not a curated record
CUGUGGGGGAAAAAAAAGAAAAAGAAAAAAGAAAAAAAAAACGAUUAACACGUAAACAUUAGUAUGUUUUUCAUGUUGUCGUUUAUAACUUUGUCCACUGGUGACCGCACAUUAGCUGUUUAGAGGCGUGCUAAGGCUAGUUGCCUAACGUCAGAUAGCUUCUAAAAAACCCACAGCUGCAUAGUGAUAAUUUAUUGAAGAUUAUUGAUUACAAAACGUUCGGAGGAAUUAGUAGAGAUUAUAAUGGUGACAGUUCAUAUAAGCUAAUUUCGUUAUCUGACAGCUGUCAGUUUGUAUUAUGGAACGCCAAAAACCCGCUAGUGAUGAUAACUUCAUGCGAUCGCGAGAUCUCGCGCUCCCUGACGUCAUCGAUGAAUGCAUUAAUAUGCUAAUUAAUCUAUGCUAUGUAUGAAACUACACCCUAUUCACUAGAUAGUGCAGUAUUCUGUGGGCCUUAUUUUUUUUUUGUGGUUGUUUUUAAUCCAUGUCAGAAAGCAUAGUAGAGAAUUAUAUUGUGUUUAUGAAAUCCCACAAUGCACGGCUUAGUGCUAGGCUAAAUGUCCACCGCACACGGCAUGAAUAUUGUGGCAGUUACUCAUUUUUCCUGCAUGUCGUUUCGUCUAGACGGAACUGUAUGUAGACGGUACAGUGUGAAAAGACGCAAUUGCAUACAGAUGUGUUUUGUCCACUUAGACACUGCUACGUAUCUGCUUGUAGUUUUCAUGAAGUUGAAACCAGCUCAGCUUUUCCUGCCGAUCCACAACAGAAGAUCUUGCCGCUGACUAUCUCAUAAUCCCUCACAUAUUUUUCACUACUCCCUGUUGGAAAUGAAUGGGAGCGAAAAUUCAGGGGGCAAUAAAUUCAUGGCCUUAAGCUCAGCUACAGACUAACACCCUGUCCCAAAUGGCACACGCCACCCUUGUGGCCCUCCUCCGAAUCCACACUUUGGUGACAUCAGGUAAUGCAGACCUAUGGGGCGCUAAGGCGCGUGUCCACAAGGGCGAGGGGGCUAUUAAUAGAUGGCUUUUGGGGGUGGACUCGACAUCGUGACGUCGGAAAGAGGAAUAUGUUGCCGGUUGUUGUUGUUUUCACUGUGGCGCUAGCCAGAUGGCUUGCUAUGCAGAGACAUCAGCAUCAUUUUCAUCAGUGUACAUUGUGCUAAGCUCUGGGAAGGGCUCAGUUUGGCCCUUUCCUAACAAGACCCACAAAGAAUGUCUGAAAAACCAAUCCGAAUUGCCAUCGUGAACCACGAUAAAUGCAAGCCAAAGAAAUGCAAGCAGGAGUGCAAAAAGAGCUGCCCGGUGGUCCGAAUGGGCAAACUGUGUAUAGAGGUCACCGCUCAAAGCAAAAUCGUAUGGAUAGCUGAAUCACUCUGUAUAGGAUGCGCUAUCUGCAUUAAGAAGUGUCCAUUUGGUGCUCUGGCUAUCGUCAACCUGCCGAGCAACCUGGAGAAAGAGACCACGCACCGAUACUGUGCCAACUCUUUCAAACUACACCGGUUACCAAUCCCCAGACCUGGAGAGGUUUUAGGGCUGGUCGGUACUAACGGCAUUGGAAAAUCAACAGCACUUAAGAUCCUCGCUGGAAAACAGAAGCCCAAUCUGGGGAAAUAUGAUACUCCUCCUGACUGGCAGGAAAUCCUGGCUUACUUUCGAGGAUCUGAACUGCAGAACUAUUUCACAAAGAUCCUGGAAGAUGAUCUGAAAGCUAUAGUGAAGCCUCAGUACGUCGACCAGAUCCCCAACACUGUCACGGGAAACGUAGGCUCUAUUCUGAGCAGGAAGGAUGACUGUAAGACAGCGGCUGUAGUCUGUGAGCAACUCGAUCUGACUCAUCUCAGGGACAGGAAGGUUGAGGAUCUGUCAGGAGGAGAGCUACAGCGUUUCGCCUGUGCAGUGGUGUGCAUCCAGAGAGCAGACAUUUUCAUGUUUGAUGAGCCCUCCAGUUACCUGGACGUGAAGCAGCGUUUGAAAGCCGCCAUCACCAUUCGCUCUCUUAUCACACCAGACAGAUACAUAAUUGUUGUGGAGCAUGAUCUGAGUGUUCUGGACUACCUGUCUGACUUCAUCUGCUGUCUGUAUGGCGUGCCCAGCGCUUACGGCGUCGUUACCAUGCCCUUCAGUGUUCGAGAAGGCAUCAACAUUUUCCUGGACGGAUACGUGCCGACCGAGAACCUCCGUUUCCGUGACGCUUCACUGGUUUUCAAAGUAGCUGAGACAGCCGCCGAAGAGGAUGUGAAGAAGAUGUGUCGCUACCAGUACCCCAAUAUGAAGAAGACCAUGGGUGACUUCGAGCUGCGGAUCAUCGAGGGCGAGUUCACCGACUCUGAGAUCAUGGUCAUGCUUGGAGAAAACGGAACUGGCAAAACUACAUUCAUCAGGCUGCUCGCUGGUCGAUUAAAACCAGAUAAUGAAGAGCAGGUCCCGAUCCUCAACGUCAGCUACAAACCUCAAAAGAUCAGCCCCAAAUUCAAGGGUAGCGUGCGUGCCAUGCUGCACGAGAAGAUCAGGGAUGCGUACACACACCCUCAGUUCGUCACCGACGUCAUGAAACCUAUGCAGAUUGACAGCAUCAUCGAUCAGGAUGUUCAGAAUUUGUCUGGAGGAGAGCUGCAGAGAGUAGCGCUCACUCUGUGUCUGGGUAAACCUGCAGACGUCUACCUGAUAGAUGAGCCCUCGGCAUACCUGGACUCAGAACAGAGGCUGAUGGCUGCCAGAGUUAUCAAACGAUUCAUCCUCCAUGCAAAGAAGACAGCUUUUGUAGUCGAGCAUGACUUCAUCAUGGCCACCUACCUGGCUGAUCGCGUUAUUGUGUUCGACGGAGUUCCGUCACAGAGGACGACCGCCAACACGCCACAGAUGCUGCUUGCUGGCAUGAACAAGUUCCUUUCACUGCUGGAGAUUACGUUCAGAAGAGACCCCAACAACUUCAGGCCAAGAAUCAACAAGCUCAAUUCCAUUAAGGAUGUCGAACAGAAGAGAAGUGGCAAUUAUUUCUUCCUCGACGAUUAGCCCCACACUUCAUAAACCUCGAUGAGAGAAUGAAGCAGGAGAAACGAUACUCUGCUGCUUCUGAGGUCUUCUGUAAUGCUGCUUUAAGUGGGCUUCUGCCUCUGCGGUUAGGUGGAUUUGGUUUUCCAUCCAUCCAUCAGUAUUUAAGAGGCAAUACUGUCAAUGUAAUCAUUUCCUCAGUGUGGUUCUUCUUAAUCCAAUUUCAGUGUUUGGCCACUAGAGGGCAGCAGGCUAUCAGUACUGCUGUCAGUAUGGCUCUAAAUUCUCCUGUCUUUUAAUAUGUGGAUUAAAAGUGAUAUGGAUGAGA